This is a messenger RNA of Rosa rugosa (rugosa rose), 662 nucleotides long. RefSeq lists its product as uncharacterized. The record is from RefSeq and is a predicted model, not a curated record. The coding region runs from base 96 to 662 and encodes 188 amino acids. Lineage: Eukaryota; Viridiplantae; Streptophyta; Magnoliopsida; Rosales; Rosaceae. The transcript is spliced from 5 exons.
UCCCUAAAGAAUGUAAGAAGCUGGUGAUUACCUCUGCUGCAAAUAAAUGGAGGGAAUUUAAAAGCAAAUUGACCAACAAGUACAUUAUCCCUUAUAUGGAUACCCCUGAAUUGCUUGAAAAUCCACCGGAUGAUUAUCGAUGUGUUAAGAAGGCUGAUUGGGAUAUCUUUGUCGCUGACAGGAUUUCAGCAAAAUUCCAGGAACUGCGUGAUGCACAAAUAGAAAAAAGAAAGGAAAAUCGGUACCCUCAUCGUAUGGCACGUAAAGGAUAUGCUAACUUAGAAGCCGAACUGUCCGAGUCAAUCCCCUCACAGAAACUGGAUCGUGCGACGAUGUGGGUGAAGGCACGGCAAGAUAAGAAUGGCUGCUUCAAAGAACCUGAGGUGGAGGAGACGGCAGAAAGAAUUGAAAGGUUAAAGAAAAAGGAGUCUGACGGAGAGCUUACAACAGAUGGUUCAGAUGAUGUGCUCACCUUAGCAUUGGGGAAACCAGAGCAUCCUGGGAGGGUACGAGGCGUUGGUGGUUUCACCAAACCAGCUUCAUACUUUAACCUCCCAAAAAGCAGAAAGAAAAGUGUGGAAGAGACUUUGAGGAAGAGUGUGAAGUUGAUUUUGGAGGAGGAGAAGGAAAGUAUAAAUAGCUGCUGUAGUGAUGGAAUAUGA